This is a messenger RNA of Lindgomyces ingoldianus, 2002 nucleotides long. RefSeq lists its product as uncharacterized. The transcript has 3 exons. Gene Ontology annotation, biological process: cytoplasmic translational initiation. The record is from RefSeq and is a predicted model, not a curated record. Lineage: Eukaryota; Fungi; Ascomycota; Dothideomycetes; Pleosporales; Lindgomycetaceae. The coding region runs from base 151 to 1872 and encodes 573 amino acids. Gene Ontology annotation, cellular component: guanyl-nucleotide exchange factor complex; eukaryotic translation initiation factor 2B complex. Gene Ontology annotation, molecular function: translation initiation factor activity; guanyl-nucleotide exchange factor activity.
CACCUUCAUUCCAACCCCCACAAUCACGAAUAUCCCCCUAGGGUAAGGCCUUCCUGCGGCUUCACUUCACUCCCUGUUCCCGCCCGGUCGAAUUUAGUUUUCAUCUAAGCUUGAUUCAAGCCACGACGCGGCAAUAUCCCACCCGGCGUCAUGCCGCACGCAACUCUCCCUCCGCCUGGCUUCCAGGCCCUCAUACUGUGCGGCCCCGGUGCUUCCUUCAGUACCUUCACCUCGUCGCCAAAAGAUAUACCAAAAGCCCUGCUGCCAAUUGCAAACCGGCCUAUGCUGUGGUAUCCAUUAGAAUGGUGUUAUCGGAUGGGCAUUACUGACAUCGUAGUGGUUACCCCCCCAGAGUCACUGGAAGCCAUUGAAGCCGCCAUGUCCCAAAACCCACAUCUCACUUCUCUCCCCGCACCAAAACCAGACAUCCUGGCACCCAAGGACCUCACGCACCAGACAGGUACGGGAGAGCUCUUCCGGCUGCCAGAGGUUCAGUGCGCCAUAAAGGGUGACUUCGUUGUGCUCCCGUGCGAUAUUGUCUGCGAGUUGGACGGCACAGCACUCGCAGAUGCAUGGAUGGUCGAGGAGGCUGGCCUGGGAGGCCUCAGAGGCUCAGGGAAGAUGCCAAUGGGCAUUGGCGGUGAGCGGCUUGGACGAAGAGGUGGCCUGGGUGUGUGGUAUCAGACUAAAGGAGAAGGAAGCAUGAAAGGAGAAGAGACCGACUUCAUUGCUACGACACCUCUCCUAACCCCCAUCGUACCACCACCCUCAGACUCAUUGCGGCGCGACAUCUCAACCUUAGUAUACACAGUGCCGACCGACACGCUGAAAGACAUCACCGAGGAGAACAAAUGCCUGCCCGUGCGGCACUCGCUCAUUCGCAAGCAUGGCCGGAUAAAAAUGCUCAGCACUCACCGCGACGCCCAUAUCUACUUCUUCCCAUAUUGGGUUAUUGAAAUGAUUAGGAAGAACGAAAAGUUCGAGAGCGUCGGCGAGGAGGUUUUGGGGUGGUGGGCGAAAGCAGGUUGGCAAGAUGGACUUGGAGACAAGCUCGGUCUUCGGCAAAUUUUCCAUGGCGCAGACAAUGCGGAUGGAGAAUUAGACGGCUCCCAAGACCCCGACGAAGAAAUUGAUCUUUCCACGCUUAGUAGCACUUGGUCCGGCGUUGCACAGGCGAAUGCAUCGCAACCCACUAUUCUGGCUUCAAGGGUCCAGAACUCUAACAUUCCAGAGGCCGCUACAGCCAUCAGUCCCAAGGCGAAGCUUACUAUUCCCCCCAUACUGGCAUAUGUGCAGCCAUCAGGUCCUUCAUGUCCCCUCAUCCGUAGAGUUGACACAGCUCAUCUGCUACUCACCGUAUCUCUCCGACUCGCGAAACUCCCCUCCAUUGAGGAAGCUGGCCGGGAUGCGGCAUCACCUUUCGCCCACCAAGCGAAGAUAGCCCAUAGAGAAACGAUUCCCAGGAAAUGUCGUGUCGAGUCCGAAAACUCGUUACUGGCGGAAAAUGUGAUCGUGGAAGAAAAGACUAACAUCAAGGAAUGUGUUAUCGGCUCGAACUGCAAGAUCAGCGAAGGCGCUCGGUUACUCCGGUGCUUGCUGAUGGAUGGCGUUGAAGUUGGACCAAACGCACAACUCACAGAUUGCAUACUAGGGCGAAGAUGUAAGAUUGAAGGCGGGCCUUCAAAGGCGGAUGACAAGACGGUGCUGAAGGAUUGCGAGGUCCAAGAUGGACAGGUAGUGGAAUGGGGAACUGAGGCGAAGAACGAGAAGUUCAUGCGAUUCGAGCUUCCAAGCGACGAAGGUGAGGAUGGAGGUUUCGGUAAUGAUUCUAUCGUAGUCGAUGAACCAGAGGAAGGGGUUUCGAUGCGAUAGCGUUCUCCCUUCUCUACUUCGACUUGUUUAGCAAUACAUCAAGAAUGUGGUGUUCAAACGAAACACGAUAGUCAUAGAACGGGACCAUAUGAAUGCACGAACGGUUCGGCAUCUACUAAAAGUUCAGAAC